Molecule: messenger RNA, 519 nt
Organism: Ochlerotatus camptorhynchus
Lineage: Eukaryota; Metazoa; Arthropoda; Insecta; Diptera; Culicidae
Exons: 3
Coding region: 1-519 (172 amino acids)
Source: RefSeq, a predicted model, not a curated record
AUGAGUUACUUCCAGAAUUACGGGCUAAACUUCAACAGCCACGUCAAAUAUGCCUGUGAGAAGGCUUCGAAGGCCAUCAACGCGAUAGCUAUAAUCAUGCCGAACAACUCUGGUCCCAGCAGAAGCAAGAGGCGUCUUCUGGCCAGUGUGUCGUCGAUACUGAAGUAUGGAGGUCCAGCAUGGGUAGCAGCGCUGGAAACGAAGCAGAACCAAAGUCAGGACAGCGAGUGCUACAGGCGAUUAGUGGUCACGGCUGCUUUAGGAAAUACCUGGAUCGGUUCGGACACGCAGCGUCACCCCUCUGUCCGGAGAAAUGAAACGCCGGAGCAUGUGGUCUUUCACUGUCCAAGGUUCGAGUCAGUGCGAAGGGAGAUGUCCGUCUUUCACGAGGAGAAUGUCGUCGUUGAAAUGUGUCGAGAGAAGAACACUUGGAAUGCCGUCAGCAAGGCAGUCACGCAGAUUAUGUCAGAGUUGCAGCGUAAAUGGACAGAAGAGCAGCGAUCUAGCAACGCCAGCUAA